This is a messenger RNA of Alexandromys fortis (reed vole), 543 nucleotides long. RefSeq names its product chibby 1, beta catenin antagonist (gene Cby1). The transcript is spliced from 4 exons. NCBI's taxonomy places the organism in Eukaryota, Metazoa, Chordata, Mammalia, Rodentia, Cricetidae. The record is from RefSeq and is a predicted model, not a curated record. Bases 166 to 528 code for a protein of 120 amino acids.
UGGGCAAAGGCCGGGGCCAGCCCGGGAGUGGAGGGCGGCCAAGCCGGGUGGUGGCGGGCGCAUCCUGCGACGGUGACUCGCAUCCUGGGACGGUGUUUUUGACCCAUCACCUGAAGGAUUUCUUCUAACUGAAGAAAGUGCUGGUGUUUCCUCCUCAAGUCAGGAAUGCCUCUCUUUGGGAGUAUAUUCAGCCCAAAGAAGACCCCGCCUCGGAAGUCGGCCUCUCUCUCCAACCUGCAUUCUUUAGAUCGGUCAACGCGGGAAUUGGAGCUGGGCCUUGACUAUGGAACUCCUACCAUGAACCUGGCGGGGCAAAACCUGAAGUUUGAAAAUGGCCAGUGGGUAGCAGACACAGUGAUUAGUGGAGGUGUGGAUCGUAGGGAGACUCAGCGCCUGCGCAAACGGAACCAGCAGCUGGAAGAAGAGAACAAUCUCUUGCGGCUGAAAGUGGACAUUCUGCUGGACAUGGUGAGCAAGGCAAUCUGGAAGGGACGCCUGGGUGUCCCCUUCAAGGAAGCUCUGUCUUGAGUCAAGCCACCUAAC